Molecule: messenger RNA, 852 nt
Organism: Doryrhamphus excisus (bluestripe pipefish)
Lineage: Eukaryota; Metazoa; Chordata; Actinopteri; Syngnathiformes; Syngnathidae
Gene: btf3
Product: basic transcription factor 3
Source: RefSeq, a predicted model, not a curated record
CAUACCUCUUGAACACCCCUCUCUUUCCGCCAACAUCAUUUCCGUCUUCCUCUCCGGCCUCCAUCUUGCUUCCCGCAUGUGUCUGCUGUUAGUUUGCAGAUGAAAGAAACAACUAUGAAUCAAGAAAAAUUAGCUAAACUGCAGGCGCAAGUCCGCAUUGGUGGAAAGGGUAGCGCCCGGCGAAAGAAGAAGGUGGUCCACAGGACAGCGACGGCGGACGACAAGAAGCUGCAGUUCUCUUUGAAGAAACUGGGCGUGAACAACAUCUCCGGCAUUGAGGAGGUGAACAUGUUCACCAACCAAGGCACAGUGGUCCACUUCAACAACCCCAAAGUUCAGGCAUCGCUGGCUGCCAACACCUUCACCAUCACAGGACACGCGGAGACAAAGCAGCUCACUGAGAUGCUGCCUGGAAUCCUCAACCAGCUGGGAGCAGACAGCCUGACCAGCCUGAGGAGGCUGGCUGAGGCCUUGCCCAAACAAGCCACAGAUGGAAAAGCGCCAAUUGCUGCAGUCGAAGAAGAAGACGACGAAGUUCCAGAUCUGGUGGAGAACUUUGACGAGGCGUCCAAGGAUGAGGCCAACUAACAAGACCAAGCCUGGAACUCUCUAGAGCUUCGCAGCUUGAGGCGGCCGUGUGGGAUCUGUUCAACCUUCCAGAAGACGACACGUCUAGUUAGGAUCCUUUUUUGCCUCUUUCUUUAGCGGACUCUCCCAAUGCUCAUCGUGGUCCAGCCCCAGCUGAACAAUUGUCAAAUGUUUUAAUGGCUCCACUUGACUCAACCCUCACGCUUCUGUGGCCUCAUCAAUACCAGCGUGUCUGGAAUUAAAGUGUAGCUACUGUCAAACAAC